This is a messenger RNA of Polyodon spathula (Mississippi paddlefish), 1699 nucleotides long. RefSeq names its product mitochondrial translational release factor 1-like (gene mtrf1l). The record is from RefSeq and is a predicted model, not a curated record. Gene Ontology annotation, biological process: translational termination. Gene Ontology annotation, molecular function: translation release factor activity. Bases 332 to 1669 code for a protein of 445 amino acids. The transcript has 8 exons. Lineage: Eukaryota; Metazoa; Chordata; Actinopteri; Acipenseriformes; Polyodontidae.
GCUGUAUACAAACAUGGCUGCGCCCUGUCAAGUGAAGUUAUUCACAUUUUUGGGGGAUUUGGGGAUUCAUGAAAAACAGUAUCAACGAAAUGUCAUACGGUCCUCACAAAACCAGUUACUUUAGAACUACUUAGAUUUGGUUUCCUGCGUUUAUAAUUUACAUAUACAAAAUCAUAUUUGCAUGUCCGAUAGUACUGACCUCUUUUUCACGUGCUUGGAACUGCGGCAUAAUUUACACAGAAAUCCCAAGUGAAAAUACGUUUGCUUUUUAGAUUGUGAAGAACUCAUCGAUCAGCACAUCGCCCUUAAACGUGUAUCUCCAACAAAGACAAUGUCUUCCAGAAGCAUCCCUCUGUUUAAGACUAUAUACAACAAAGCAAGACUCUAUUCCUUCCAAAUCCCCUGUAAAAUGUGGAAAAUGCAGUGCAGAUACUUGAGAGUUAAUGAUGAUCUGAAAGCAAGAUUUACGUUCCAUAAGAGUACACAUGUGUGUCCACAAUUCUGUAAGACUUUGCAGUUAGUCCAGCCUAUGAGCACAAAUGUACAGUCAAUAGAGGGGCUAUUUGGAAAGGACUCUCUACAGCAAUACUUGAAUAAACUGGAGACAGAGUACAAGGAUUGCCUUAACAGAAUACAUGCAGGUGGUACAGAGGAUGUGCUGAGACUGUUGCGAAGAAGAGUUACUGAUUUGGCACCAGUGGUCUCACAUAUUCAACAGCUAAGGUCUAAAGAGCAAGAAUUCCAAGACACUGAGACUUUGUUAAAAGAUGAUGAUGCUGAUAUAAGAGACCUUGCUGAAAGUGAAAGGCGUUUAUACAAGGAAGCUAUAACUGACUUGAAGCAUAAGAUUAUUUCACUCCUGAUUCCUUCAGAAGAAUCAGAUGACAGUGAUCUCAUUAUGGAAGUUACAGCUGGAGUGGGAGGACAGGAGGCAAUGCUGUUCACAGCAGAAAUGUUUGAUAUGUAUCAGAACUUUGCAUCCUUUAGGAGUUGGAGGUUUGAAAUUCUGGAAUAUUUUCCAAGUGAAAUUGGAGGAUUACGUCAUGCUACUGCCAGCAUAAGUGGUCCAGCAAGCUACAAACACAUGAAAUACGAGGGAGGAGUACAUCGUGUUCAGAGAGUUCCAAAAACUGAAAAGCAGGGACGCACUCAUACCAGUACAAUGACUGUAGCAAUAUUACCUCUGCCAACUGAGAUUAAUUUCACCAUUCAUUUAAAAGACUUGCGGAUUGAAACAAAGCGAGCAAGUGGGGCCGGUGGCCAACAUGUCAACACCACUGACAGUGCAGUGCGAAUUUUACACAUUCCAACAGGUGUGGUAUCUGAGUGUCAGCAGGAGAGAUCUCAGCUGAAAAACAAAGAAAAAGCAAUGCAAGUGUUGCGUGCAAAACUCUAUAGCAUGAAACUUGAAGAAGAAACAAGUAAAAGAUAUAACGCUCGAAAGGUCCAAAUUGGAACCAAAGGAAGAUCAGAGAAGAUCAGAACAUACAAUUUCUCCCAGGACAGGGUUACUGACCACAGAAUAAGUGAAACUGUUCAUGAUAUUAAGGGAUUUAUGAUGGGUGAGGAGCUCCUUGACCAUAUGAUUCAGUCAUUAAAAGAAUAUGAAGAAAAUGAGACUCUUUUAGAUAUUCUUGAGGAAAACAUGCAGAUGGAUGGAAAUAUGUAAUUCAAAAAAUAAAAUAAAUAUAUACACACA